Messenger RNA from Ornithodoros turicata, 1863 nucleotides. Its product is annotated as cholinesterase 1-like. NCBI's taxonomy places the organism in Eukaryota, Metazoa, Arthropoda, Arachnida, Ixodida, Argasidae. The transcript has 3 exons. Bases 113 to 1837 code for a protein of 574 amino acids. The record is from RefSeq and is a predicted model, not a curated record. Gene Ontology annotation, biological process: acetylcholine catabolic process; choline metabolic process. Gene Ontology annotation, cellular component: plasma membrane. Gene Ontology annotation, molecular function: acetylcholinesterase activity.
UGCAUGUCGCACCAUAGCUAUAGCCUUGUAUUGUUGACUUGUCACGCGUCCUGCCGCGUGCUCUGUGUCCAAUUAGAAGGAGCACGAACACUACUUGACACUGAGUUGGACAAUGAGCUGCCCACACACAGAAGACGGAUUUAUUAUAGUGACACCCAAGUCUCUAACUACCGUCGUCGUAGCCACAGUGGUAGCCCUCGGAACCGUAGGCGUUAUAAUGUACUACACAUUGUCCGGAGCGAGCAAGUCGCGAGGUGAAUACCUCGUCGACUCUCAGCACGGUCUUGUCAAGACAGUUAUGGGACGAACCAUAACUGAAUACCUAGGCGUGAAGUACGCGAAAGUUUUGAGCAAGUCUGAUCGUUUCGCCCCGUCCGAUAUCCUUGAAUACCAGCGGGAAAUGAACCUAAGCUCGCGUCCACCCUGCCCUCAACUGCCUUGGAGUCCCAUACCGACGCUUCUCAAGAUUAAAUCUCACUCCACAGAUGACUGUCUACGUCUCAACAUAUGGCGACCUGGACAGGCCAGUAUUCGCUGCAAGCCUAAGCCCGUUGUUGUCGUUUUUCAUGGUGGCAGAUUCCAGUACGGCGGCGGAGGCACCUACUUGUACUACGACGGUCAGUUCAUGGCUGCUACGUGGGAUGUCGUGGUCGUUACACCCGCGUACCGCGUCGGCGUCUUGGGAUUCCUCAACGCUCAAACAGCGGAUGCCCCGGGCAACGCCGGUCUGACAGACCAAGUGAACGCCCUUCGCUGGGUGCACAGGUACAUUGACCAGUUUGGCGGAGACAGAGAUAGAGUGACACUUCUCGGGGAGGAAGCAGGUGCAGCGUCCGUUGGGUAUCAUCUAAUUCAUCAGCAGACUUCGACACUUUUCCAGAAAGCCAUUCUCCUCAGUGGCUCUCCUUUCAUGCCGGUACCCGAUAACAGCGGCGCCACCGCGCUUUUAAAUGCCAAUUCUCUUGCCGAGAUAUUAGGCUGCGAAGUAGGCGAGGAAGGGCUCCAGGACUUGCGGUUACGACAAGAAAUGGUAGCCUGCUUGAGGAGGAGAACACCUCUGGCUGCCGUGAAUGCAGGAAAGAAGUUGUCGUCUAGCAGCGACAGGGCUCUCUUUGGCCCAACCCUAUCAGAAGGCUACCGUUGGAAGAGAGGAGAAACUGCGAAAACAAUGAAGCCGCUGGAUAUCCUAAUUGGAUACACAAAGUCCGAAGGAACGUCGUACGUCACCGAAGCCAUGAAUAUUUUCGAGCUCCCGGCCAACCAGCUGUUGAGUGCGACAAAGAUGGUGUCCAUGCUGAGGAAGUUUUUGGAUAUGUACGGCAUCAAGGAUUCAAGCGAAAUAAUCCAAUAUUAUGGAUACAACAAUUUGACGUUUGCUUCCAAGCUAGGGGUUUUAUUAAUAGAAGAGGUCGCUGUGGCCCUCGGUGACUUCUUCGUCUACUGCCCCGUCAUGUAUUUCCUGGAAGAAGUAAGCCGAGAGGGCAGUCGUGUGUUCUUCUACGAGUUCACCUACUCGCCCAAUUACAAGUGGUGGGGAUCUUGGCUGGGAGUGCCUCAGUUUCUCGACUACGUUUUCGCGACUGGGUUCCUGGACAUAAUAUCCGAGUCAGCCGCAGUUCACGAAAAUGACAAAAUCCUCGCGCAAGACAUGGCGAAGAUGUUCGCAGGAUUCGUCAAGACUGGAAAUCCUAACACACUUCCAAACGUCCUCUGGCAACGUUGGAAAGCGUCUGCCAGUACGCCACUAAAGAUGGACUACGCGGCCAAUGGGGAGUACAAUCACGAUCCACAGUAUCGUUACCGUAACGAGUGUGACAUGUGGCGGAACUAUCUGUGACCACUUCCGCAUAGCUGUUUGGCAGG